GUGACGCGGUCUGACGCAGUGACGGCGGCCUGCUGCACGAUGGCGCCUUUUGGGGCUGGUUCAGCUGCUCCUUCGCGGCCUGAGGCCGGCUCGGGCUUGGUAUACUCACAGCUCCUCCAGCAUCUGGUAGGGGAGCAACGGCAGCCACGGGCCUUGGCUUCUGCCGUGCUCGGCGGAAUCCCCUCAUCGGUUAAAUCAGAUGAACAGAAAAUGGUGGAACGGGCGAUGGAGAGCUGCGGCUUCAAGGCUGCGCUGGCCUGUGUUGGAGGCUUUGUGCUCGGUGGUGCAUUUGGAAUCUUCACGGCUGGUAUUGAUACUAAUGUUGGCUUCGAUCCAAAGGAUCCAUUGCGGACGCCAACUGCCAGGGAAGUUCUGAAAGACAUGGGGCAGCGUGGAAUGUCAUAUGCAAAGAAUUUUGCUAUCGUUGGGGCAAUGUUUUCUUGUACAGAAUGCAUCAUUGAAUCGUACCGUGGGAAGUCAGAUUGGAAGAACAGUGUGCUGAGUGGCUGUGUAACAGGAGGAGCAAUUGGUUUCCGAGCUGGCCUAAAGGCAGGAGCCAUUGGAUGUGGUGGGUUUGCUGCCUUUUCUGCAGUCAUUGACUACUACUUACGGUGAAGUAAACUCUGAACUGUCUUGCUGCAAGUCGAAUGGGACUAUUGGCUGUCAAAGUCCCUACACAGCGAGUGAGCUGGAACUGACUCAUGUGAAGUAAGGACAUGUGCUGGAGAUCUGAAUGAGCACACACUGACUGCAGCCAGUGUCUCACAACACGUAUUGUUGCCAUGGGACAAACACAGGACGUAUUGAAACAGUGAAAGGUCUGAAUGGAGAUUCCAUUCUAGGACAGAGGUCAGGUUUUGAUCUGUUGUUGCUGUGUCCUAUAAUGUAAAAGAUAUAUUGACAUGAUGGAAUGGAAUAAAAUCUAUUGUUUUAUAAA
This is a messenger RNA of Chiloscyllium plagiosum (whitespotted bambooshark), 937 nucleotides long. RefSeq names its product translocase of inner mitochondrial membrane 22 homolog (yeast) (gene timm22). NCBI's taxonomy places the organism in Eukaryota, Metazoa, Chordata, Chondrichthyes, Orectolobiformes, Hemiscylliidae. Gene Ontology annotation, cellular component: TIM22 mitochondrial import inner membrane insertion complex. Gene Ontology annotation, biological process: protein insertion into mitochondrial inner membrane. Gene Ontology annotation, molecular function: transmembrane protein transporter activity. The record is from RefSeq and is a predicted model, not a curated record.